AUUUGUUUUUCAGAAAAAUUCUGUUCGCCAAUAAGUGCUCUGAGUGCUGGCGGCCCAGUUUUUGUUGUCAGCAAAUAUGGAACGAAGCAGUUGAUUUUGAAACAACACACUUUCAAUCGCCAUGUUAGCCGAGAUGAUGUGACAUACUGGCGUUGCAGUCAAUUUGCAGUUCUUCGUUGUCGAGCAAGAAUCAAGACCAAAUUAGACAUACUGACAGUUCUAAAUGGUGAACAUAAUCAUGAAGUCAUUACAAGGGCUCGAAAAUAUGGUUCUUUAAAGAUUAAAACUGAACCCCAUGCAACCAUGUAAAACCUUCUAUACAUAAAAUAAAAAGAAAAUUCAAUACUAAAAACUUAUGCAUAGGUACAUAUAUUUGAAAGCUAGAAACUAAAUUAUGUUAUUAAUAUCAAAUAAUAAAAAUAAAUGUAUCAUUAAA
This is a messenger RNA of Eupeodes corollae, 436 nucleotides long. RefSeq lists its product as uncharacterized. The annotation marks the transcript as partial. NCBI's taxonomy places the organism in Eukaryota, Metazoa, Arthropoda, Insecta, Diptera, Syrphidae. The transcript has a single exon. The record is from RefSeq and is a predicted model, not a curated record.